Branchiostoma floridae (Florida lancelet) is the source of this 6641-nucleotide messenger RNA. RefSeq names its product lysine-specific demethylase 2B-like. Gene Ontology annotation, molecular function: histone demethylase activity; protein binding; DNA binding. Lineage: Eukaryota; Metazoa; Chordata; Leptocardii; Amphioxiformes; Branchiostomatidae. The record is from RefSeq and is a predicted model, not a curated record. The transcript is spliced from 23 exons. The coding region runs from base 158 to 3745 and encodes 1195 amino acids. Gene Ontology annotation, biological process: regulation of transcription by RNA polymerase II; protein demethylation.
GCAAAUCAGAUGACGUCACGACCCUGCCUGGUACACAAAGUUGGUCGGCAAAUCCGGUGUCGGAGGCCGGAGGGGUCACUGAACUGCGAGAUUUCGCCUAUUUUGGGUGAUUUUUACCCAAUACUGCAGAGUUUGGCCCCAUUUCGCAUACUCUGUAAUGGAAAGCAAGUCAGGCUCUGGCCGCCAGUUGCGCGCCAAACCGCCCAAACACUACGACGACGAAGAGGAAAUCGAGGAUGAAAUCGAAGGAAAAAGGACCUUCAGCGUCGAGGAAAAGCUCAAGUCGGAUAGAUUCACCGAAGACUUCGUCGAAUACAUGGAAGGAACUGAUUUCGGCCUGAAAUACUUUCAGAAAAACGGCUUCCACAAUCCAAUAUGCUUCAAGAACAAGGAAGGACUUGGGAUAAGGAUACCUGGUCAGGAAUUCAACGUCAACGAUGUUCGACAGUUCGUAGGGAGCAGGCGCAUGGUGGACGUGAUGGACGUGAACACGCAGAAGGGGAUCGAGAUGACCAUGCAGCAGUGGACCAAGUACUUCGAGCAGAAGGAGCGGGAGAAGCUGUACAACGUCAUCAGUCUGGAGUUCAGCCACACCCGCCUGGAGAACCACGUGGUGCAGCCAAAAGUGGUCCGUCAGAUCGACUGGGUGGACACCGCCUGGCCGCCUCACCUCAAGGACAAACAGACGGAGUCCACCAACGCCAUCGCGGACAUGAAGUACCCAAAGGUUCAGAAGUACUGUCUGAUGAGUGUGAAAGGUUGUUACACCGACUUCCAUGUGGACUUUGGAGGGACAUCUGUGUGGUACCACAUACUGCAUGGAGGAAAGGUGUUCUGGCUGAUCCCCCCUACUCCUGAGAACCUGGAGCUGUAUGAGAAGUGGGUCCUGUCGGGGAAGCAGGGGGACCUGUUCUUCGGGGACAUGGUGAAGAACUGUGCCAGGAUUAGACUGGAGGAGGGCUACACCUUCUUCAUACCUACAGGCUGGAUCCAUGCUGUGUAUACUCCUAAAGACUCGCUGGUGUUUGGAGGAAACUUUCUGCACAGCUUCAGCAUCCCUGCACAGUUCCGAGUCUGGGACAUCGAGGACAGAACGCACGUGCCCAUGAAGUUCCGGUACCCGUUCUAUGAAGAGAUCCACUGGUACCUGCUGGACCAGUACCUCAGCUGUCUCACAGGCAAGUCAUAUCUGAAUAAGGAGAUUUUGGAUAGAGACGACGAAGAUUCACAGGAAGCCACUCAACUCAAGGUCAUCCUCGAGUCCAAGGUCACGGAGAACGUCCGGGUGUGUGCCAAGGAGGGAAGAACGACCCCAGUCAAGAAAGAGAAGGACGACUCGGAAGACACUCACGACACAAGGAAACAGCAAAAUGGACAUCAUGUGAACGGGGACAGGGACAAAGGGGAAGAGUCAAAGGUCAAUGGUGGGCCAAGGGUCGGCACGAGAACACGGAGGUCACGAGUGAGAGGAAUGGAAGACGAGGAGGAUGACAGCAAAUCCAAGGAGUCGCUCCUGGAGGAGAGAUCCGAAUCACCAAAGCCAGCCAAGUUUGACAAGAAGUCUGUGAGCCAAUCAGAUUUCACAAAGACAAAAGACAAUCAAUCAGAGAAUGAUGUGGAGGAGAAGGACACAGAGAACAGUAAAACAGAGCAUGCUGGGAGUGAGAAAGCGGCAGGGUUGGGGGAGGACCGCCAGUACGUCCACCUGACCAAGUAUGAGCUGGAGGGGCUGGGGUACCUGGUGGACAGGCUGGAGAAACAGCCGGCCAACAAGAGGAACGUCCCGGACGCACUGACGGAUCCUGACAGUCUGCUGAAGGAUGUCAAGACAUUGCUGGAGGAACACAAGCCUGACAAGGAGGAGGAGUCUGUCACAGGGAAACCCUCCAUCUACUGGCCGCAGUCUGAGAACAGGAUUAAGCCUGUGAAGAAGAAGACCUACGGUGCCUCCAGCAGUGCCGCCAAACCCAAGAUGAAGUCAGCGACAGGAAACAUCAGCCGUCGGCGGACCCGGUGUCGGCAGUGCGAGGCCUGCACGCGGGGGGACUGCGGGGAGUGCCACUUCUGUAAGGACAUGAAGAAGUAUGGCGGCCCCGGACGCAUGAAGCAGAGCUGCAUCAGGAGAAAGUGUCUGAGGCCUGCUCUACCAAACAACGCGUCCUGUAAGGUGUGCGGCUCGGACGAUCGUGACGAUGAGAGCGACACGACGCUGAUGGAGUGUGUGAUCUGUGGGGAGAUCGUGCACCCCGACUGUCUGCAGUGUGAGGGAGAGGGCGUGGUCAACGAUGACCUGCCCAAUAGCUGGGAGUGUCCGAAGUGUAGUCUGGAGGGGAAGACUGAAAAGAUGAUGUGCAGGGUGAUGAAGAGACCCCAUGCAGCUGAAGGUAGAAGUGCAGAUGGUGACAGUCCAACUGGCAAAAAGAGAAAGGAAUCAAGUACGAGUAGUGAAGUGUCAGAUGACUCACCAAAGAAGGGAAGCACAGCUGAGGAAAUCAAGCACCCAGGGAAGAGAGCAAGGAGCAACGAAUCACUGCGUUCAGAGAACAACAGAAGUCUGAAGAAGAAACGGCAUCAUUCCGAGUCUCCCCGACCUGGCACAAGUGACCUUGAAAAGGAGAAACAUGGCGGAAACAAGAAAGCCUUUGGAAAGAAACUGUCAGGAGCGGUAAACGGACAUAGCCAGCCAAUCACACUGGUCAAACGUGGCCCGCCAAACCUACGCCGAAGCCCUCGCGGCCGUAAAGCACGACCCCCCUCCCCAGCGAGACCGCUGAAGUUAGAACAGCGGGUGAUACGUCCGCGCCCGAUCAGUCCGCCAAACGACAGCAUGAUAUUGAAUGAUGGCACAAAUCAUCCGUUGCCACGGAAACUGUGGAUGCUGAUUUUCCAGAACCUGGCCAACAAGGAACUGUGCAGUUGCAUGGCAGUGUGCAAGAUGUGGAACCGUUGGUGUACGUUUCACCGCCUGAACCAGCCGUCCGACAGUUCCCCCCAGUGCCUGGCCACGUGUAAGACCUGGAACCGCUGGGGUAACGACCAUCGCCUGUGGAAGGUCAUUGACCUCAGCUACGCCAGGACGUUGAACCCCAGCAUGCUGGAAGGCGUGGUCCGGCGCCAACCUAUGACCCUUGACCUGAGCUGGACCAAUGUACCCAGAAGACACCUGAGUUGGCUGAUUCAGAGGCUGCCGACCCUGAAGCACCUGGUCCUGUCGGGCUGUGCGUGGUCGGGAGUCUCUGCCCUGUGCACCUCCACAUGUCCACUGCUGCGCUCACUCAACCUGUGCUGGGCUGAGGGGAUCAAAGACUCCACCAUGAAGGACCUCCUGUCCCCCCCUGCUGACCGCCCCGGGGCUCCGGACAACAGGAGCCGUCUGCGAAUGAUGACAGACCUGCGGCUGGCCGGCUGUGAUGUCGCAGAAGGAACUAUCCAGCUCCUGGUGAAGCACAUGCCACACCUCAGUCACCUGGACCUCAGCUACUGUACCAAGAUAAGUGACAGCUGUAUUGAACUGCUAACUGCGGAGGGGUCACCAAUCCGAGACUCGCUGACGGACAUCAAUUUGAUGGGUUGCCGGAAGUUGUCAGACGACAGCCUGAAACUGCUGAGUCACUGCCCCAAUCUGCUGAAGGUGGAUGUGCGAUCCUGCGCCCAAGUGUCUCCAGAGGCGUGCCAGCAGUUUGCGUGUGGCAGAGAGGAGCCAAUGGCCAUCAAAGAGGACAAGCUGAUAAUGCUGGCACCCUGAAGGGUGAUGGUAAGACUGCAAUCCUGCAGUAGCUGGUCUGGGUGCUACGAUGAUUUUAGUGGUGCCUGUUUUUGCUAUGUUCCAUAUUUUAAUAUUUUUGUCUAAUAAUGGUGACUGUAUACUACCGUGGUUCAUACGCAAAGAGUUAUGUUUAUUAGAGCCAGCUGAACACAGUAUUUCCAGACCAUACCUUUGGCAUGAAUUUGUUGAGUUACUAGAAAAAAAGUUUUUCACCACAUAUUCCCCCUCGGUAGACUUUGAAAAUGUUUGAGAAGUUUUUGCUGUUAACAAAACAUUUGAACAAAAAACAUUUAAAUGAAACGUUAGCAAGCCAUUUUAUUUCCUGUUACAGUUUUGGUAGUCAUUUUGCCACAGACUUGUUUUAUACUGGAAGACAUUGUUCUUCACAGAGGACACCACUGGAAAUUGUCCCAAACUUUAAAUGACUUUAUAAACACACAUUCAUUCAGUGACCCUGUCUUCAUUAACAAUUCGUGCAAGUCAUCCAUGCUGUUGUACAAUCCCUGAAGAUGCUGAGAGUGUGGAUCUCUGGCUGUGGCAGCCAUAAUACAUAUCAUAUCCUUACAACACUCCUCUUCACAGGGAAAAGCUCUAAACUUUAACUAUACAGCAAAACACUUCAAGUUCCGUGGAUGCAGAUAGAUAACAUAGAGGUACAGAUGUUGGUGUAAUCAAUAAUUUCGAUACUCAGAUAUUCCAGGACUGUUACAGUACUGAAGAUAGCACAUCAUUACAGUAUUGAAGAUUCAGACUUCCAAAGGUGCUUGACCUCCUGUGAAAGGUGCUUCAUUUGUAUCAUACGAUUGGUUACUGUUGAUGUUCUUUGAAGUCGUACAUCAAUGUAAUAAUUAUGAAAAAUAAGGGAUGUAGAAAAAGGUGUUGUCAUUUUAGGCAUUUUUGUAUUGGUUCAGUGUUAUGUUUGUCUUUAGAUUUAUUUGAUGCCUAAGACUUUGUGCGGUGUAGACUUGCCUUACCCUGUUUUGUUGUGAUGAACACUUAACCACAGGAUUUACUAGAAGGACGACUGCACCUAGUUGUAGGACUAGGUCCACGCAUCAUGUUAUGGUUCUCAGAAAGUCAUAUCCAUGAGCCAAAAAGUUAUUAACUCUAUGACGAAUCUGAGUAACUCAUAAUCUGAUCAGAUAGCAUGGGUAAACUUCCUCAGUAAGUCAUGUCAGUAGCUUUCAGAAAUAAGUUCUGCUUUGAUAAAUGACAUUUUGAAAUACUUUGAUAAGUCAGAGAAGGCCACCAAUGCAGAAAGGGGGAAGAAGUUGAAGUGACGUUUUGAGUUUAAGCUGUAGAUAUCUCUUCAUGAGUUUUACCUGAUAAAUGUCCUUAUUUCUACCUACCUGUUUAUACUGAUGUAACUUGUUAUACAUGUUAAGUUUCUGUUCAACCAACGUGGUACACAUACAUGUAAGGGACUUCCUAGUGUUGAUAUGUAUCUUUGUACAAAGCUGUGCCAUGAUUAUAAGAGAAUGGUGGGGGCACACGCACCAGUUCUUGUCUGUAUGUUUUCCAAAGAACUGAAUGUUUUGUACAGAGUUCCGUUUGCCGUGCCACAUGUUGAGAACUGUAGCUGGCAUUAGAGUAGCUUUGGGAUUAUGUAUUAGCUUAGCUACAUUUGUACUGGACACAGAAUUUCCAGCGGAACUCAUGUAGUAGUUCAAACGUCUAAGAAAAAACCCCACAGAACAACAUGUUUCAGUUUUGAUGCCAGAUGAAGAAACGACCCAUAUGUGUUCUGUGAAUGCACAGUCUCUUCCCCAUCAUUUGUGAUAGUAGUUUACAUUUGUAUAUAUCUAGGAGAAAUGCAUCCGUUUCCAGAGACUGUGAUGAGAUGGUGACUUCUUGCAGUGUUCUGUGUGCUGAUGUGAACGAUGCUGUGAUGAGGGUGGACUAUUUCUUGCUCCAUGGUGACUGUGUGUACCAGAAAACCUUAUUUUCAAAAAUCCUCACGGAGCAUUGACUGUGAUAACUUGUAGCGUAAACUUUUGUUGAUGUAUAAAGACAAAAACGUGUUUUUCAUGGUCACUGAAGUGAUGACAGAAUUGUGCUGGUAAAAGAUUGUACAUUGUAGUCUUCACAAACGUCUUUCAAAAAAGUUUAGGCUAGACGAUUCUUUCUUCCUGUGUGGAGACCAAAAAGCCACAUAACAGGUCCUCCUUUGGUUCCGACGUUGACGGUUCGUAGGACGAUGUCUAGUAGGCGAUGUACAGUUAGUUGUUUCUACACAUCACCCAGUUUUGAAGAUUGGUUACACUUGUACUUAUGAUUCACCUUCUGUGGUAGUUAUCUUGUGACAGACUCUAGCACGAAUUACAUAGCAGCUGCAGUUUGCUAAGUAAAACGUAAGGUGGCACUGUGUCCUGAAUUGGCGUAUCCCAAGAACAUGGGGGUGCCGAGUGGCCAUACCCAAUCUUGAGAUGAAAACUGGAAUCAGAAUGGCUUGAUGAAAUUACAACAUUCGAAAGAGCUAGCAUGGCCUGUAUAAGAAUGCUAGAGGAAGUUAUAGCUGAAGAAAUAACAAAGAGCCAUGUGGUCACAAGACAACUUACACAGAACCCAGCGUCACAAGUUAUUAUCUGUAACCGUUACCGUUGUUAUUUUGCAUGAAUAUUGUUCUGAUACCGUUGACGACUUUGUAUUCAGCACUGUUUUACACACUUCUGAUGACACUGGGAGUAGGUUGUAGUCGUUAUAUUGAUCUGAAUGGCAAUCAUUCUCUUUUUUAGACUUUGUACUUUUUACUGCCGAUCAUAUCUGUUUCUUUAUCGAUAUACCUCAAUCGUCACUUAUUUAUUAUUCUCUGAACGGUGUUGAAUUUCAAGUGUUGUUCUUUUCUAUUGGAAAAUAAAGGAAGUGACUUUACGAA